CUCGAAAUUCCUUACACAGUAAAGAGAGAGGGAAAGACUACUCAGUAUAACACAGAAAGAGUGAAGGGACACACACACUUCUCUGCCCGUCGAUCAUGCCUAUAAACGGACUCGUCAAUCUCCAUCUCUCCGAAUCAGACCAACAACAACCCUCCGCUGCCCAGUCUAUCGCUCUCCGCCUUCAACGAGCCCUACUCUCUUGCCCCAAAUCUAUCGAAGGCGGAGAUUUUAGCAAAUUAGAAGAAGCAAUAUCCGAGCUUGUUGAUUUCCUGAAUUCAAUCUCUGAUGCAAUUGCAUCAGAAUCACAAAAUGAAGACUCGGACGAGAUCGUAUUCGAGGUUUUAUCCCAAAUUCAUGGAUUCGUAGGUUCGUCUUCAGUGGACCAGGUGGUUCUGGAUGCCCUUUCAUUCGAGUUGCCGAAGGCGGUUGCGAGGUUUGCCUGCGUCUCAAAAAGGUGUCCGAAUAUUGCUGAGGAUAUCAUUGAAGUGUUUAUAGAAACUUGUGGUCCGCGGGAUAUGCUUCCAAUUCUUUGCGAGGCAUUAGGUGCUCCAAGCAAUAAGUUCGGCAUACCUGGUUAUUUUUCUCCUCUUCUAGGUGGGCUUGCAAAAGUCACCACAAAGCAACAAUCACAAUCCAAGCACAACCCAGAACCACACAGCAGGCCUUACAGGACACACAAAGGCCAAAGAAAACAAUGGACAAAGCAAACAACAGAUGUGGAAACUGGAAGAGAUCUCAAACAUCUAGACCACGAACAACAAAAAACUAGGCUGGUGAACAGAUGGAGCAGAUCUGGAGCAAGGCGAAGCCAGCUGCAGGAGAUAUAG
Ilex paraguariensis (yerba mate) is the source of this 827-nucleotide messenger RNA. NCBI's taxonomy places the organism in Eukaryota, Viridiplantae, Streptophyta, Magnoliopsida, Aquifoliales, Aquifoliaceae. The record is from the annotation of a GenBank genome assembly.